Trichomonas vaginalis G3 is the source of this 912-nucleotide messenger RNA. RefSeq names its product protein of unknown function, DUF4106 family. The record is from RefSeq and is a predicted model, not a curated record. The transcript has a single exon. NCBI's taxonomy places the organism in Eukaryota, Parabasalia, Trichomonadida, Trichomonadidae. The coding region runs from base 1 to 912 and encodes 303 amino acids.
AUGGAAGUGAAUGGUGAACCAGAUAUAGCUGGUAUUUUCAGCGCGGCUUUAAUGCCAUUGAAAGAUAUGAAAGAUGCAGAUAUUUUGGACCAGUAUGAAAUGAACAUGGCUGAUGGAAAUAUAACACCUGACGUUCUAGAACAUUUAUCUCAAAGAACUACACAGAACCAUAAAGAUGGUAUAUUUGGUGAAGAGUUUAGAAAGAAAGUUAGGGAGAGAGAAGGAAGAGAACCUAUUGUACAUGACCUUGCAAACGAAAGUUUACAAAAUGUCAUAAAAACUUACUUUGCAGACAAUGAACCGAGAAGGGAUGAAUAUUUAAGUAAACUCAAAUGGACAGUACCAAAUGAAAUGUUAGUAUUGAAAAACAUGUUCCUUGACAAAAUAAAACCAACUACAGAAAUAAAUGACGCAAGACUGAAAGAUUGGGUAAAAGCUUUCCCAUUCACAAAAGAUAUUAUUGGUUACAUGGAAAGAAAACCAGAAUGGCUACAAAAACAUAUAUUUGGAAACGAGCUUAUUCCAUAUGGACAAGCUCUGUUUGAAGAGCUUGAACCGGAAACUCAGGAAAGAGUCAUGCAAACAAUACGCGAAGACUCAAAUACAAACUAUGACAAAAUCUUUCUAGGAUAUAGGUUACCUGAGAUGGGCGACCAGAGCCCAAAGGCAAAAAGGACAUGGGAAAUUUACAACAUACUAGGUGAACAUGAGGCAAAGAUGCAACAACUUGAAGCAGAGGGCAAGUUACCAAAAGCGACACCAAAGAAGAAGAGAAGAGUAGAACAAAGUGAAAGUAGUGAAGAAGUAACUUCAUCUAGUGAAAGUAGUGGCAAUGAAGGAAAAAGAAGAGUUAAAAACUCAGUCAGGAAGAAAGUAAAGCUUGGUACGAGUGGGUUCUAUUAUGACAAAUAA